GUCAGAGGCCCACAGUGAUGAUUCCACCUCUGACUGAAGGACAGCUGACCACACUGACCUGCACUGCUCCUGGUCUCUGCUCUGGAUCUGAACCUACAUUCACCUGGAGGUGGCGAGGAGGAGGAGAGAGCGACGCUGACCUCACAGGAAACAUCAUGGCCUUCAAAACUGAGAACGUGGCUGCGUUCGCUAAGAGACGCAGCUCGACUCUGUCCUUCUCCCCUUCAGCUGAACAUCACGGAACCAGCAUCACCUGCACGGUCCUCUUCCAAGGACACGUGAGCACAGAGGAGACAGCGACUCUUAAUGUGAGCUACAGUCCCAACCAUGUGACAGUUCAAGCCAAUCCUGGUCUUGAUGUGAAUGAAAAUGUGUUGUUGACACUGAGCUGUUCUGCCGAGUCCAACCCACCAGUGAGCUCUGUCACCUGGAGGAAGACGACUGAUGGGAGAGAGGAAAUUAUCCAACAGACUCAGACUCAGACCUUCAGGGUGAAUUCAGCCAGUCCCUCUGACAGUGGACUGUACAGCUGUGAAGCCACCAAUGACAUUGGAAGUGGAAAGUCACAGCCAGCUGAGGUUAAAGUCAGAUUUGCACACACACACAUCACGGAGUCGGCAGAGAAGCAGGAGCUUGACGGGAGGAGCUCCGUGAUGCUGAGCUGCUUCAGUCACAGCUUUCCCCCAGUCCAACACUACUCAUGGUACAGGAAGAGUCAGGGAGAGGAGAGGAUGGAACUUGUGUCCGAGCAUCAAAACCACACAGUGUACUCAAACCAGUCAGGAGUCUACUACUGCAUCGCACAAAAUGAAGUAGAUCACAGUUUGUCUGAUCCCGUCCAUCUGUUUGAACGUGAGUGA
Messenger RNA from Pleuronectes platessa (European plaice), 860 nucleotides. RefSeq names its product B-cell receptor CD22. Bases 18 to 860 code for a protein of 280 amino acids. The transcript has 3 exons. NCBI's taxonomy places the organism in Eukaryota, Metazoa, Chordata, Actinopteri, Pleuronectiformes, Pleuronectidae. The record is from RefSeq and is a predicted model, not a curated record.